CCUGGAGAGAAAAUAAGGAUGGAAAGGAAAAUGCAGACUACAUGAGGGCUGAGACGCCUCAGAAAAUCUAUUUAUAGGCUUAUUCCUGUCUAUCAUUAUUUGUCUAAAUCACUGUUAGACGUUUUAAUUCGAGGCAUCAGCUAUAAAAGGAGGCGCUUUGGUCAUAUGUCACGCCUGCUCGUCUAUUUUUUAUUUUUAUUUUAUUUCAUUCCCUCCAAUAAUUAUGAAGCCAUGUCCACUGUGUGUUUGUAAAUAUUUCCAGGAUGUCUCACCAUCCUCUCACCCACCCACCCCGGCUCAUGUGACUGGGAUACAUGUGACUGGGAUACAGCUUUACAGUGCUUCACUCCUCCCUCUAUUCCUCCUCCUCCUCCUCUUCUCCCUUCCCCUUCCCACUCCUUCAUUCUGUCAGUGUUUAGCCUGUGGUUCCCUGCACCACAGUCGAUCCUGGGAGAGCCUUCCCGCCUCCUCCUCUCUCCUCUCCUCCUUCUUUUUUUUGCCUCCCUUCGACUCCUUGCCUCCUCGCCUCUCACCUCGCCUCCUCUCCUUUUCUGGCCGUGCUUUGGGAGUGACUGAGAGCUCCGUCUGCAGGGCUGAGUGUCACUUGAGGUGACCCAGAAAUGAUAACUCCAGAUGAACCCUGGAUGUGUGGUAAUCUAACCACCAUGCCCUAGGAGCAAGGCAGGCAGGGAGGCAGAGAGGCAGGCGGGCAUCCCGGGUUGAUGCUGUAUCUGUGGCUUCACUGUUGAACUGCGCACUCUGCAGAGCCUGUCUGGGUAUCAUGCUUGGAGAACGCUGUGUGCACGUGCGCACAGUCCGGAGCUCCACAGCCUGCACGCUGCACAGGGAUCUCUCUCACACACACGGCACAGCCUCAGAGCCUCAGAGCCCCACAUUUGGAUGCGCUGAGAGAGCGGGGCGCAGCGCUGCGGUACAGUAUAUGGAAGUUGUGGGUUGCAAGACAGAGGCAGGCAGUUGCACGUUGCGUCCAGGACCCGGAGCCAUGCUUUUCCACGGGAUCUCCGGGGAUCACAUCCAAGGGAUCAUGGAGGAGAUGGAGAGAAGGUCGAAAACGGAGUCGCGCCUGGCUAAGGGCAUGCAGCUCAACGGGAGAGAGUCGACCAUGCCCUCUAUGAGCCCGGAGAAGCCUGCUCUGUGUGCCGGCUGUGGCGGCAAGAUUUCGGAUAGAUACUACCUCCUGGCCGUGGACAAACAGUGGCACCUGCGGUGCCUCAAAUGCUGUGAAUGUAAACUAGCGCUGGAGUCGGAGCUAACGUGUUUUGCCAAGGAUGGGAGUAUCUAUUGCAAGGAGGAUUACUACAGAAGGUUCUCCGUGCAGAGGUGCGCGCGCUGCCACCUCGGGAUAUCGGCCUCGGAGAUGGUGAUGCGGGCGCGCGACUCCGUGUAUCACCUGAGCUGCUUCACGUGCACCACUUGCAACAAGACGCUGACUACCGGAGACCACUUCGGCAUGAAGGACAGCCUUGUGUAUUGCCGGCUCCACUUUGAGACGCUGGUGCAAGGACCGGACUACCAUCCUCAGCUCAACUUUGCCGAGCUGGCAGCCAAGGGCGGCGGCCUCUCCUUACCCUACUUCAACGGCACCGGUACGGCACAGAAGGGAAGGCCGCGCAAGAGGAAGAGCCCGGCCAUGGGGAUAGAUAUACCCAGCUACAACGCAGGCUGUAACGAGAACGACACCGAUCACUUGGACCGGGACCAGCAGGCCUACCCUCCAACGCAGAAGACCAAACGCAUGCGGACCUCCUUCAAGCACCAUCAGCUGCGGACAAUGAAAUCCUACUUUGCCAUCAACCACAACCCAGAUGCCAAGGACUUAAAGCAGCUGGCCCAGAAAACGGGCCUCACUAAGAGAGUUCUACAGGUUUGGUUCCAAAACGCAAGAGCCAAAUUCAGAAGGAACGUUUUGCGACAGGAGAAUGGAGGUGUUGAUAAGGCUGAUGGCACCUCACUCCCUCCACCCUCAUCUGACAGUGGGGCCCUGACCCCCCCCUCCAGCGCGGCCACACUAACAGACCUGACAAACCCCUCUAUCACUGUAGUGACCUCCGUCACCUCUAGUUUGGACAGCCAUGAUUCGGGGAGUCCUUCGCAAACUACCUUGACAAACCUUUUCUAACAAGCUAUCUCUAGCAGACUGAUAUAUUAUUAUUAUUUUUUUUUUAUCUGAUUUUAUUUGAUUUUUAUUUUUUUUUUUUUAUUUGAUUUUCCUUUCCUCAAUUUACAUUUUAUUUUUUUAUGUGACACCUUUAAAUCUACCAGAGACAGCUCCUUGGAACAGAAAGUGCUGUACUGUGUACACAAACAAGAACAACAAGAGCAAGAACAGCAGCGACCACAUUAAAACGCAAGGAAAUCAUUUUAAUGUGUAGCAUUUGAAACCGCAUGGCAGCCGUGUCUGUAGUUGACUUACAGUAUGCAGAGAUUGAUUUUGGACGGGACAUUUUUGAAGCUGAAGGCAUUAGAAAAAUUGUCAUGGAUCCCACAGCUCAUUGGAAAAAAUAACUAAACUUGAAGCUUGUCUGGAAAACUAGAUUUCUUUUACUUGAUUUGACUUUAUUUGUACAUUUGUAUUGAAUUAUGAUAAAAUAAGCCCUUCCUAAUUUAUGGUUAAUUGGUAAAUUUAAAAAAUAAUAUGAAUAUUUUGCCCUCAGAAACCUGUAUAUGUAUGCACUGUGUUCGCACUAUCCAAUUUAAAGAUUUUUUUUUUCUUCUGUUUUGAAAUAAUUUGAGAAAUAAACUUGUAGAAUGUUCUGUAUAUGGAUAACUCCAGAAAACAGGCUUUAAUUAUUUCCGAAUGUUUCAGUCUUUAAGACUGAGUUGGAUGGAAUCAGACAUUGAAAUAUCUCACAGAGCUACAUGUAAAACAUCUAAAUUGCAUUAUAAGCACCUAACCAUUUGCAGCUUAUAUGGCAGGUAGAUGCUGAAACCGCAUACAUUUUUUGUCUUGAUUCACAAAUCUACUGUGAUUAAGAGAAAGAAGCAAAUCUUACAAUCUGUGCAGUGGUAACUGUUCAACAUGUAACGCAGUCACGUAACAAUUAGCAAAUCAGCGAGAGAAAUUCAGAUUGGAGAACAGUUUAUGGACACUGUUGUAAUCGAUUGUUUUCAUGACAGAGCACUUUCUCGGAUUUGUUGGCCUCAUAGAUUAACCGUAGUCAAAUGGAUAAAUCCUAGUAAACAUAUCCAUUGAUCCACAGCUAAACUCAAUUGCACAGUGACAAUAUACUGCCCAGUGAAAAGUGCAUUAUUGUUUUUAUCAUGUUGCUCAGGGUAACGAUGUGAUUUUAAAAAGGGAAAAGGAGUAGUUAGAAGUAAUUAAGUGAGCGCGACGUUGCAGACUAGAUUUGUAGAGCUGACAUGAACAUUCAAAUGACCUCAGAUAGGUGGAGUCGAAAGAGGCAGCCAGUGGGAAAUCAUUGUCCAUGUGUUCUCCUUUUUGGCCAUAUUUACACUUUCUUUAAUGACACUUGCCACUGAACAGACCAAAAACAUGUUUCUUCUGGCUGAAAGAUAGAGAGAAAAGAGAGACAGAUCUUCAAUGGAGUUUCAUUGUGAGCGUCACAAUUUGUUCUAUUGUAGAACAAAGUGGUACUCUAAAUCUACUUAAUGAAGUAGAUGCCUAACUCAGUUCUACUAUGUGCCUUAUGCUAUAACUUGGGAGAAAGUUUGUGAAAUUCAGGAUAUAUGUGUUCUUUGUUAACUGAUUCACAUCCUUUUGACGCCUCACUAGUUUUGUACUGUUUUGCAUCUUAUUUCCGAAGAUCUUUUUAUGGUGUAUCCUGUUAAAAAGGGGGCAGCGAUGUCAUAGAAAGCAUUUGUGCACUCUUUCAGAUAUAGUUGGGUAAUCCAAGAACGUUAUAUAUUGAUCUUCGUGUUAAUAGUUGAGUACAGUAAGUGUUCUAUCAAGAUUGUCCAUGUUUCCCUGUUUCUUGAUAAAGAUGGUGUAUAGAAACUAUUUCCCCUUAAAUAUUUAUGGACCAAACGGUUGUUAUAUAUCUUAUUAAAUUUG
Larimichthys crocea (large yellow croaker) is the source of this 4033-nucleotide messenger RNA. RefSeq names its product LIM homeobox 9 (gene lhx9). The record is from RefSeq and is a predicted model, not a curated record. Gene Ontology annotation, cellular component: nucleus. Bases 782 to 2140 code for a protein of 452 amino acids. NCBI's taxonomy places the organism in Eukaryota, Metazoa, Chordata, Actinopteri, Sciaenidae. Gene Ontology annotation, biological process: neuron differentiation; regulation of transcription by RNA polymerase II. Gene Ontology annotation, molecular function: RNA polymerase II transcription regulatory region sequence-specific DNA binding; DNA-binding transcription factor activity, RNA polymerase II-specific. The transcript is spliced from 7 exons.